Messenger RNA from Mycena citricolor, 232 nucleotides. The record is from the annotation of a GenBank genome assembly. Lineage: Eukaryota; Fungi; Basidiomycota; Agaricomycetes; Agaricales; Mycenaceae.
CACGCGCGAGAUAGAUGGCGGCGCGUCAAAUUCAUCGUCUCCACUACAAAGUGGUGCAGACAGACCACUUUGGAGUGCAUUUUAGUGCUCUUCUCUCCGGCAGGCAUGGUGGAUAUUGAUAGAUAUCGCUUUGGUGAAUCGGGGCUGUUAAGGCUGGAAAUGGGAAUCGACAGCGACCCUAGGAUAUAUGGGCGGAGGGAGGUCCGAAAAAUUCGAUGAAUCUUCGAUGAGA